Cryptomeria japonica (Japanese cedar) is the source of this 3306-nucleotide messenger RNA. RefSeq names its product TMV resistance protein N-like. NCBI's taxonomy places the organism in Eukaryota, Viridiplantae, Streptophyta, Pinopsida, Cupressales, Cupressaceae. Bases 336 to 2216 code for a protein of 626 amino acids. The transcript has 6 exons. Gene Ontology annotation, biological process: defense response. Gene Ontology annotation, molecular function: ADP binding. The record is from RefSeq and is a predicted model, not a curated record.
AUUUCCAGAGUCCAAAUCCAAAGGCAUUCCUAUUAAAUCUUAGAGACUAGUGUUUUCUUUUACUUGUAAUUUGUCUCUGCCACUCCGUGUCAAUCCACCCAUUUUCUUACAGUAUAGGUUUUUCCCUUAUAACAUCAGCUUCAAUCCAGCCUAGAGAGUAUAUCUUUAUUCUCCUAGUAUUGGUGCACCCACGGCUUAGAGAACUGUGUAUUUCUUUAGAUGUCUUAGGGUUUCACAGUAGCAAGGAGCUUGUGGAAAACAAUAGAGAAAUUUUUUAUAUGUGAUUAUUCAGCUUGUCCGCUAAGUAUCUCAACCAAAAAUUUCUCUGACUGGCCAUGGGUCCUUCUUGUAAUUGUUGUUGGUGCUGGAAAAGAAAGCCCACAGAAAGGGCACCACCAAAUCCUUCUGUAAGUCCCUGCACAUCCCCAUCACAAGAUCUAGUCACUACUUCCAUAAACCCAUCAACAGAUUCUCCUAAUCGACUUCAGAUUGUGAUCUCCUCCACACAGCCAUCAUCCACAGCACCACACCCACCUUCUACUUCCAAAAAGCCACUACCCACGCUCCAAGAAGUUAUCAGCAGUUUCCAAAAAAUCGACAUUGAAAGCCAGGGAGAUGAUUUUAUCAAAGCCAUUGAAGAUUUCUUAAGGACGGCCCAAAAGCCUACAACAGAUACUCCAUCUACAAGUUCUCCUCAUACAGACAAGCUCUCAAACUGGGCUUCCAUUAUCCAGAGCGGAGGAAAUUUUUUAAAAUUUAUUAAUGAUCAUACAGAGAAAAUAAAAAUCGACAGUAAGGAUAGCUCUUUUCAGUUUGGAGAAGCAACAAAAAUUGUAGGAAAUAUACUUGAGCAAAUUGGGCAGCUGCAUUGGGCAGUUGCAGGGCUAUCCAUGGUAGGCUAUCUAGUCUCAAAAUGUGCAAAAGUAUCCGAAAACAGGAAUGAAUGUGUAGAGCUCUUGCAACAAAUGAUCAACCUUGUAUCUCAUAUUACAAAGUUAAACAUUUCUAUAAAAGAACAAAAGGUGAGAUUUGAAAGAGCUUUUCAAUACAUUAUAGAAGGAUCUCUAAGUUGCGCAUCCCAACAACAAUCGGGAAAAAUUUUCAGCUUCUUGAAAUCAAGUGUAAACUCUGAGAAAUUGAGGGGUAUUCGCACCAAGAUAAUUGGGCUCUAUACGGAUCUGAAUUUGACGGCUACAACAAAGGUUCUUGAUGAAACAUUACAGCAAAAGAUGGUCACAAAAGAAAUAUUAAGGCAGAAGACGGUUAGAAAAGAAAUAUUACCACAAGUCUUUCCGGAGGGCACAGUUGGAAUCGAAGGUCAAGAGAAAGCAGUAAAUGAGCUCCUCGACAUGGAAAAAAUGGAAGAUUGCUCAUCUUUUGCCGUUGUUAUUUGGGGUUUGGGUGGCAUUGGAAAGACAACACUUGCGAAAGCUGUUGUCUCCACUGUAGACAGAAACCGUUACAAUUAUGCCAGAAUUGAAUUAGAUUUGGAUUCUGGAAAAAAUAACUAUAAAGAAAUGCAGCAACAAAUUUUGAAGGAUGCCUUUCCAAGCUAUGAGGAGGGAAGAAAAAUAGAUUUGAGAAAUGAUGAAGAUGGUAGAGAGCACUUAACUCAGGCCUAUAAAAGUGGAGCAGAAAAGCCUGUGUUUUUAUAUAUUGAUAAUGCUCUGCACAUAAAAGACUUGGAGAAAAUUCUGCCGGAAAACUUGCGAGGUCUUCCCCAGAAUAGCAGAAUUCUUGUUACGACCAGAAUCCUCAAGGAAACAGAUGUGCUUCAGGAACGUGGUCUUCAACGCAAGGACUAUCCUGUCAAAACUGUCUCUCACGAUCACGCGCUCACAAUUCUGUGCAAUGACCCUACAAUCCGUCAUGGUUAUAAAGAUGAUCUAAAAGAGAUUGUCAAGCUCUGCAACGGUAUUCCGUUGGUUCUGAAAAUUGUUGGUGCACAUUUGCAAAAGCAGGAAUAUAAAGCAGAUCGUUGUACACAGAUACUUGAAGCUUUACAUAGAGGACAAAAAAUCAAAGAAAAGGACCUCAGCAACUGUUUGUUUGACUUUGUAUAUAGCAAGUUGGAGGAGUCUACUCAAGAGGCAUUCUUAGACAUCUGCUGUUUCUUUCACAAUGUGAUUCGUCGACAUGUAGAGUACAUAGUGGGGGCUGAGGAAGUCGCAUUCCUUGUCGAUGCAGCAUUGAUCACGAUAUUAUUCGAUCAAUAGGGUGCACUAUGUCAAAGUCGAGUAGAAUUACGGAUGACGAUUCGUGGUUUGAAGCUGAAAAGGAUGAGGCCAAGAUGAAAGGAAUUAAGGGAAUCGAGCUUGAAAAUAAAGAUCGCAUGCUUGAGAAGAGACACCUUCGUUCGAUGAAGGAUACAUUAAGAAUUCUCUUCUGGGAGGGUAGUAUAGAUGUUCACGCGACAGACGCAGUGGCACUGCCAGAGUUAAGAUUUAUUGGAGCAAGUUCUAAUAUUUGUGGGCUGAAUGUAGAAACACUUAAAAAAUUGCGUUUUUUGGGAUUUCGCGAGCUUUCCAUUAAAGAGGGGGAUCAUCUGAAGGCAAGUCCUCAAUACAAUAAAAUACAUUUUUCUAUUCUAUUUUAACUUAUGUUUUCAAUUGUUUUACUCAGUUUAAGUUCUGACAACGAAAUAGUAACUCUGCAGUUACCUGAAAAUUUGUUGCUUAUAGAUGCUGACAUUGAAGCGCAGCACUUAUCAAAAAUAGUGCCAAAUUCCUCCUUGGAAGAAGUAUAUCUAUCUUUUAAAGGAGGUGAAACGCAGGAGUUAAUGCCAAGUUCAGGAGGAGAGUCCUGUGAUGAAGAAAUAGAUUCCUCUAAUAAAGAACGAGAGUCCUUCAAUGAAAAACAUAAUAAGAGCAUAAAUGCAUUUAACAAAUUUCUUCAGGGUCUAAAUAAGUUGAAGCAUUUGAGUUUCACAAAUUGCGGGUUUUUAUGUGAGUUUCCAGAGCAAGUGUGUAGGUUACCGCAGUUGGCUACACUCAGAAUUGAGGGCUGUGAUGAAUUGGAGUAUCUGCCAGAAUCAUUUGGCCAGCUUACAACUCUAAGAAGAUUGGAGUUAAGGGGGUGUAGAAGUUUGAAAGAAUUGCCUUUCACUUUUAGCAAUCUCAAAUCUCUUGAAUAUCUACUUUUAUUGAAUUGUGAUAAUUUAGAAUCAGAUAUUUGUCAGAAAGAUGAAAACAUCAAAAUAGUAAAGAAAAGUGAGCAUAACUGCAGCAAUUGUCACAAGGACAAAAAACUAUGGGUUAUAGAAAUAUAAAUUUUCAUUUUCAAGUUAAAAAAUUUAAUUUAUUUUUA